Messenger RNA from Botrytis byssoidea, 1146 nucleotides. RefSeq lists its product as uncharacterized. The record is from RefSeq and is a predicted model, not a curated record. The coding region runs from base 1 to 1146 and encodes 381 amino acids. The transcript has 3 exons. Lineage: Eukaryota; Fungi; Ascomycota; Leotiomycetes; Helotiales; Sclerotiniaceae.
AUGUCCAAUGAGCCAGAUCUUUCGCUACCAUUAACGGCGCCGUCAAUGGUACGUUAUCGUGAGCACACACUUAACUUACCCCCAACGGUCUUGUACACUCUCGUCGAUUUGACCGAUGCAGAACUUGAGGAGUGUCAACGCGAGUGCGAAAAUUUCACUAGGCUACAUUCCGACGAAGAAGAUGAUGAAGACGAUAAAACUGACAAAAAUAAGAACGACGAUGAUUUUAAUAAUGAUGAUGGCCCACCAGCACCAAUCAAAAAUAUCCCUCUAGGUUACUACAUUCCCAUCUAUAUCCACUCAAGUUUACUCGAAGAAGAUGUUGUUGCCAAGCUGGAGCCAGGGUUCAAACAUAAGUCGCCAGAGGACUUGGCCUGCCGCGUUCAAGCCAAACUCACGCCACCAUUUUCUACCACCAGUCCAACAUCUACUCGGGACCUCAUCCAACAGGCCAUUCUUAUUCAUCCCAAGCGCUGUUCAAAGAACAAAUGGCUGCACAAAACUCACAUCCUGGUCAUCGACACGGCGAACCCUGAUAAGAACGGCAUGCUGAUGGUUAAAUUACCGUCGUGGGACGGAAGCCACUCAGAAACGACAGGAAACACAAGCUUACGCGGCAUCGGUAAAGGAACAUUUACUACCCCUCCGCACAUCCGCAUUCCGUAUUCUUGCAACGAUGGUCUUCAGACACGUUACCUAAUCCUGGCUAACGGUGAUGCUGAUUGGCCAUUGGAGAGUGUGCGCGAGCAGCCAGUCUUCAUUGUCUUCCAGUACGACACGCAUGGCAAAGAGCUUGGCUUUUGUGCUGACUCAAUUGAUUCCGAGGCCGCCAAACGGAGCCCUGGAGAGGAGAGAUUGGUUUAUGCGCCUCAAUUUUGCCGUGAAAAGCGUUUCGUCGAGGGUCUUGAUAAGACCUUUUUCAUCUGUGUAGAUGGUGAUGAUGUGAAUAAGACAGGGUUGUUACUUGCUCGUAGAAAAUGGGAUGGGAACUUGUGGGACCGAACUCGAGAUGAACUACUCGAUCUGCCUAUCGAUGAUGUCAAGACUGUGAGGGUUCCAGUCAAAGAGGCACUUGCCAUACUAGAGAAAGGGAGGAAGGGUGAAACAGAUGGAAUGAGUGAUAGCUUGAAGGAUUUCUUCUUGUAA